AUGGAUACCAUAGGGAACCAAACUCGUCUUUGUGGCAAAGUCAUGUUAAUGUUAUUGUGCACACUGAUCUUCUUCAGCUGCAGUGCUGCUUCUACCAAGGCUAGUGAAAGUGAAGAAAGUUUGGUGUCAUCAACGGGUAGGCCUAAGAUGCUUAUCGGAUCAAGUCCACCAACCUGCAUUUCCAGGUGUGACAAUUGCACACCCUGCAAACCAAUUGUUGUACCAUUUCCACCUCCUGUUCUACUGCAAACCCACUCUACCUCUGAGCAACAUAACACAGCCUUCCAGCGAUCCGAUGACUUUGGGCCUCAGGCUGUGAUCUGGAAAUGCACGUGUGGCGGCAAGCUGUACAAUCCAGAUCCAUAG
This is a messenger RNA of Vigna umbellata (rice bean), 366 nucleotides long. Lineage: Eukaryota; Viridiplantae; Streptophyta; Magnoliopsida; Fabales; Fabaceae. The record is from RefSeq and is a predicted model, not a curated record.